CUUCUCCUUCACCAUGAACUCUCUCAUUUCCACACACUCAACUCAAUCUCUCUCAGAUGCUCCUUCAAUCUCAACCAUGAGCUCGUUUUACCUUUCUUCUUCUCCAAUUUCGAAACUUCAGUGGCACGCGAACCCUAAACCUAAACCCAAUCGCUCUGUUGUUCGUCUUCCCCUCUCUCGUAACUGCUACUCGUGGAGAUUAUCUUGUAACGUUGCUCAACAACAUGGUCUCGAUUUCGAGGAAACUGUGGAAGAAGAUGAAAUCCCUCAGCUUGUCGAGCUAUCUUCUGAGGAGCCGAGCUUACACGAAGAACAAGUCGCUCCUCCUCCUCCUCCAUCGAGAAUGCUGAGAAAGAAAAAAGAAGAUGAAGAGAGCUUAGACGAUAGGUUCAAGCUCAGAAAUGGAAAGGAGGUUUUUGAGGAGAAGGCAUACCUAGUGGGCGUGGAAAGAAAGGGAGAUGGAGAGUGUUUGUUUGAUAUAGAAGAAUCCCUUGAGGAGCUAGAACAGCUCGCUGAUACAGCUGGCCUUGCGGUCGUUGGUUCUACUUAUCAAAAACUAGCUUCCCCAAAUCCUAGAACGUACAUUGGAUCAGGAAAGGUCGCAGAGAUCAAAACUGCAAUUAAUGCAUUGGAUGCUGAGACCGUUAUAUUUGACGAUGAGCUUUCACCAGGACAAUUGCGCAACCUGGAAAAGGCCUUUGGUGGGGAAGUUCGCGUUUGUGACCGCACCGCCCUUAUCUUAGACAUUUUUAAUCAAAGAGCCGCAACUCAUGAAGCAGCCUUGCAGGUUGCCCUUGCACAAAUGGAAUACCAAUUACCACGAUUAACUAGAAUGUGGACUCACCUUGAGCGUCAAUCUGGUGGCCAAGUUAAGGGCAUGGGAGAAAAACAAAUUGAAGUUGAUAAACGUAUCUUGCGUACUCAAAUUGGAGUUCUCAAAAAGGAGUUGGAAUCUGUUAGAAAACAUCGAAAGCAGUAUAGAAGUCGACGUGUUGCUAUACCUGUGCCUGUUGUAUCUUUGGUUGGUUAUACAAACGCUGGAAAGAGUACACUUUUGAACCAAUUGACUGGUGCUAAUGUUCUCGCUGAAAAUCGUUUGUUUGCGACUCUUGAUCCAACUACAAGAAGGGUUCAGAUGCACAACGGAAAGGAGUUUCUUCUCACAGAUACCGUUGGUUUUAUCCAAAAGUUACCAACCACCCUGGUUGCUGCUUUCAGAGCAACACUCGAAGAAAUAUCAGAGUCAAGCCUUUUGGUGCAUGUUGUUGACAUCAGCCACCCACUGGUACAGCAACAAAUAGAAGCUGUGGAAAAGGUUAUGUCUGAACUCGAUGUUGUUUCAAUCCCAAAAUUGGUUGUUUGGAAUAAGGUUGAUAGAGUAGAUGAUCCUCAAAAGGUCAAGCUGGAAGCAGAGGAAAGUGGGGAUACUAUUUGUAUAUCUGCUCUGACUGGAGAAGGACUAGAUGACUUCUGCAAUGCUGUUCAUGAGAAGCUUAAGGAUUCAAUGGUUUGGGUUGAAGCCCUUCUGCCAUUUGAUAAAGGGGACCUUCUGAGUACUAUACACAAGGUUGGAAUGGUGAAAGAAACGGAAUACACAGAGAAUGGGACACUUAUCAGGGCACACGUUCCGCUUCGUUUUGCACAGCUGCUUAAACCUAUGAGACACUUGGUCAAAGAUGCUUCCAUAAGUCAAAAAGGGUGAACCAGAAUCAUAGCAAGAACCUGAUGGCCUGUCUUCUACUAAGACACGUAGGCCACAUGUUUGGCCAAAGCACCCGAAAGCAAAAAGAGUUCAAACAACCUCCUGAACGUACACACCACAAUGAAUGACAGUAAGGAAUAUUCGUAGAUAAAAAGGCAUGCAGCUAGUAGACACAAGCAAGCUAAGCUUGAACCCCCUACUUGACAUCGUGUGAACUGGCACUGCAGAUGUUAUUUCAUCAGUGAUAACCCUUUUUGUACAUAGAGCAUCCGGUUUGGAAACAUGGGGUGUAUAAAUGUUUCACUUAACCAAAACUAGCGCCUGGUUCGAACCUAACAUAUUAAAACUUCCAAAUUCUCA
Molecule: messenger RNA, 2062 nt
Organism: Camelina sativa (false flax)
Lineage: Eukaryota; Viridiplantae; Streptophyta; Magnoliopsida; Brassicales; Brassicaceae
Cellular component (GO): cytoplasm
Molecular function (GO): ribosome binding; GTP binding
Source: RefSeq, a predicted model, not a curated record